Magnolia sinica is the source of this 730-nucleotide messenger RNA. RefSeq lists its product as uncharacterized. The record is from RefSeq and is a predicted model, not a curated record. The transcript has a single exon. Bases 81 to 530 code for a protein of 149 amino acids. Lineage: Eukaryota; Viridiplantae; Streptophyta; Magnoliopsida; Magnoliales; Magnoliaceae.
UUACCCCCUAUAAAAGCCCAGGGAAUCCAAACUCAAACUACUACAACCUCCUUCCAAAUUCCACCAAUCCAAUCGAGAAAAUGGCAUCCAUGUCCUCCUCCUUCCUCUUCUUCCUCUUAUCUCUCUCCUUCCUCUCCAUGACCCAAGCCCAGGUCACUGGAAACCCACAACCCAGAAUCCAUGGUCUGGCCCAGGAGAAACCCGCUGAAUUCUCUCCGUCCGCUUUCAACUUCUUCCACCCCAAAUUUCCUACCCCAACUCACCAUACGUUUUGCGCUACUGCCCGUUGUUCAGCAUCGCCCGUAUCCUCAGUUUCCAGCACAUUUGAUAAGCCGGAGGCAACUCAAGUUCACAAAAGUGUGUGGCUGGGCCCACAUGAAAAUGGGCCGGGGAUCGGGGCUGGUGGGAUAGCUGGCAUUGUAUUUGGAUCAGUCCUUUUCGUGGUUCUAGCAAUGGGAGCUUACUAUGCAGUGAUCACCCAUCGAGCCAAUGCCGAUCGAGCCAAUAGCAUGGUUCAGCCCGAUGUUUGAUAGGCUCAUCAUGGUUGUCAAUGUGGAACGAGUCAAUGGAAAUUGUGAGCCAUUAGCCCCAUGCGGCAUCACCGACACUCGACCGGCUCAUAGUAGCGACUCCAGUUCCCAGUCAUUUUCUUUUUCUUUUCAUUUUCUUUUUCCUGGAGGUUGGGAAUGUAAGAUAGUUGGAUUGGUGAUUAGUUAAAGAUCCUUCUUUA